GGUCACUAAAUAAUCCUGUGACGGACCCGUUCGGAACACCGCCCCGUGCUGCCGCUCGGUUCGCCGGUGCUCUGCGCCUUUAAGAGCCUCGUGUUGAUCCAGGAAGAGCGGAGGGUGUUUCCAGCUGAUCCACGGCAGGAGGACCGGAGCCCCUCAGCAGCCCGACCUGCCGCUCUCUGCUCGGACACCACAGGUCCGGACCUCCGGCGGCUGUGCAGCUUCUUAUCCGGGAUAAGUCGCGUCAGAACCGGGGAACCCUCGGAGCUCCUCCGCCGCUGUUAGCUGCCAGCUAGCUGCCGUGAACCGGGUCCUCGGUAGCCGUUAGCCGGACUGUCAUGAUCCCAGCCCGGAGAUGGCGUCCUUCCCCGGUUUGUGUAAGGCUGUCGGGCCCGCGGAGGAGGAGAACGGAGAGCCGGACGGAUCCCUGCAGCAGAUGCUGAAGGCCAUCGCCGACGAGAGGAACCGACUGAACACCCGGCAGGAGAUCAGCGGGCUGGGCUGUUUUAAAGAUGAUCGCAUCGUGUUCUGGACCUGGAUGUUCUCCACCUAUUUCAUGGAGAAGUGGGCCCAGCGGCAGGACGACAUGUUGUUCUACGUCCGCAGGAAGCCGGCCUACGUCAGCGCCGACAACACUGAAGGCAAGAAGGUGGAGGUGGAGGUCUACAGGAGAGACUCUAAGAAGUUACCGGGCCUUGGAGACCCGGACAUUGACUGGGAGGAGAGCGUCUACCUGAACCUGAUCCUGCAGAAGCUGGACUACGUGGUGACGUGCGCUGUCUGCACGCGCUCAGAUGCAGGAGACAUCCACAUCCACAAGAAGAAGUGUCAGGAAGUGUUCGCGUCUCCCAGUAAACACGCCAUGGACAGCAAAGGGGAGGAGUCAAAGAUGAGCUACCCCAACAUCUUCUUCAUGAUUGACAACUUUGAGGAGGUGUUCAGUGACAUGACAGUGGGAGAAGGUGAGAUGGUUUGUGUAGAGCUGGUGGCCAGUGACAAGAGCAACACCUUCCAGGGCGUCAUCUUCCAGGGCUCCAUCCGCUACGAGGCGCUGAAGAAGGUCUACGAUAACCGGGUUAGCGUGGCGGCUAAGAUGGCCCAGCGGAUGUCUUUUGGCUUCUAUAAAUACAACAACAUGGAGUUCGUGCGGAUGAAGGGCCCCCAGGGGAAGGGCCAUGCUGAGAUGGCCGUCAGCAGGGUGCCCACCGGGGACACGUCGCCCUGCGGCACCGAGGAGGACCAGGUGUCCCCGAUGCAUGAGAGGGUGACGUCCUUCAGCACUCCUCCUACUCCAGAGAGGAACCGGCCAGCCUUCUUCUCUCCGUCUCUGAGGAGGAAGAUGCCCAGAAACAGAAUCGCUGAGAUGAAGAAGUCUCACUCUGCUAACGACAGCGAGGAGUUCUUCAGGGAGGAGGAGGAUGAAGAUCUCCACUCCACCACCAACCUUCGUUCUCGUUCUCUGUCGGGAACCGGACGUUCUCUGGUCGGCUCCUGGCUCAAACUGAACCGAGCUGAAGACUACUUCCUGCUCUAUUCCCACCUGACCUACGUCACGCUGCCGCUGCACCGCAUCACCACAGACAUCCUGGAGGUCCGGCAGAAGCCCAUCCUGAUGACAUAGCAGAAUGGCGGUUCCUCAGAGCAUCACUCCAAGUGCCUCCUCUUCAGGCUGAGGCAGCAGCGCCCCCCGCUGUCCGACACCUGUUUCGCCCGGAGACGCUGGCGGAGGCCCGGAAACUAACCAGCCAAUCAGGAAGUGCCUCCUCUUCUCCACGGAAACGGGCCGGCGUCAGGAUCACAUGACCUCAGUGUGAACAGGCAUUGGCUGAACUCUGACAGGAAGUAGAGGGAAGUGAAGAAUGUGUGUAAAUACUUGCUGCUUUACCACUGAGACGCCUUGAAGGUUCUGGACUUUAUUUCUAGAGAACCGAGGAGUCGAGUCCGUCUUUAGAACACCCAGUUUAUUACUAACGGCCUGUAAAACUGCUGCUUCCUUCAAACACACCUUAAUCUCACUGCUUUUACUUUGAAAUGGUUCAGAUCCUCAGCUGCACUUCCUAAAACUACAUUAUAAAGACUUUUAAUUUGAAAGGGUUCAGAUCCUCAGCUCCACUUCCUAAAACUGCAUCUGAGAUUAAAGUUCUGCAACAGGAAGGAAAUGAUUCUGAAGGAAAAAUUCAGAAUAUUAAGAGAAUAAUAGCAGAUUUUUACAGUAAAAGAGUUCAGCUUCAGUAACUUUAUUCUGGCACAAAUAUUGAGUUUAAAAAGGGAAAAACCGUAAAAGUACAAUUUAAUCUUUUUAAAAUGCAUUUGAGAUUAAAGUUCUGCGAAAGAAUAAAGGGAUUUAGAGAAAGAAUUCAGAAUAUUAGAGAAUAAAACGAUGGAUUAAUGAGAAACGUUUCAGAGUUUCUUCAGUAAAGUAUGUGAAUUCUGUGGAAAGAAUCCAAAUAUGAUGAAAAGUUUCUGGAAAAAUUGAAUCAAAUGAAAUCUAAAUUAAUUUAACCUUCAAACAUUUUGGAUCAAAGUUGAACACAUGAAGAGAAUUUAUCUGAAAACAAACUUUCUGAAACUGAACCGUGUUUGGAGGUGAAUUAAUUCAGAUUCUUAUUGAUUAUUGAUUCAUCUGUAGGUGACAUUUCUGAAAGAAGGAAAACAAAGUGAGCACAAGUUAAACCUCCAGAACAAACUGCCGACUUUAAUGAAACUUCUGUUGUGAUUUCUACAGCUGAACCCAGAAACCGAUCAACUGAUCAAUGGGAUUAUUGAUGAUUAUUGAUGAGCUGCUGGAUCUUUUAGUUUCACUUUAGUUUAGAUUCCGACUCUGAACAAACAGAACAAAAAACACGACGUCACAGAAACCAGCGACUUCCUCCUGCUUUAGUUCCACCAGAAGAUCGAGAGCAGAAGAUCCAGAGCAGCUUCAGGUUAGGGUUCGUUUAGUUCUUCUGCUUUAGUUCUUCUGAGACCAGCUGAAGAACCUGAAGCUGCAGAAGAUCUAAAGGACAGAACUCUGGUUGGUUCUUGGAGCUCCUGAAGCCUUAAACCUGAACCUGUGUGUUCUCCAUGUUCUUCUGAUCUUGUUUGACAUGUUGCUGUCCACCACGCCGGGGCUUCAGACUGGACACAAACACAAAACAUCUUCUAAAAGGAUCAAUCAGAUCGAUUGGAACUGAUCGGCUCUGAAGGGUUUGGUGUUUGUGUUUUCAGGUUUCAAGGAUUGAUUGAUUGACGUGGACUCUGCUGUUAUUGAUCGGAUAUUAUCGGUGAUUGAUUUGCACUCAGACGAAGCCAUCAUGGAUCAAAUGUUCUUCUGUCGUAUUGAUCUCCAGCGGACCCUCAGUGUUAUUGAUGACGUAGUUGAUAGAGCCUCCAGCUGAAUGUAAACACGCUGAUCAAUACCUGAUACGAGAAACGCUUUAGACCUUCUGAAGGUUCCACUUUCUGUUUGGUGUCCGUUCUUCACCGUGCAUGAUGUUCUUCUGUUGCUUCUGUACCUCUUUAUUUAUUGAAUACACAUUAGCAGAAACA
Messenger RNA from Acanthochromis polyacanthus (spiny chromis), 3525 nucleotides. RefSeq names its product kiaa0930. NCBI's taxonomy places the organism in Eukaryota, Metazoa, Chordata, Actinopteri, Pomacentridae. Bases 353 to 1618 code for a protein of 421 amino acids. The record is from RefSeq and is a predicted model, not a curated record. The transcript has 10 exons.